AUGGACUAUAAAGUCCCCGCGCAUGCAGAAAUCGAUACUUACUUCUCCGCGAAUCCAAUUUCUAAAUGGCAACUUUUCGAUGCGUAUAUAAAUUUCAAGUUAGAGGACGGCCGAGUCCACACAGCAUCAGAAUUAUUUAGGACCUUCUGUGGGUCACUAGCCUACAUCGAGAGAGGUAGUUACCCCAAAUUCGUUACGGAGUAUGCAAAAAAACUAAAGAUGGCUACGAAGACGAAAAGAAACUUUUUCAUGGAGUUUGCCGAGAAACUUAUUGAGCGUGUUGAACGACGGCAAUUGAUGAAGGAAAAUGAAAUUGACAUUCAGGAAAAACAGUCCUUACGAGCUCAAGUAUCCAAGUCGAAAGCAUUGGAUGAUAUAACAAAUGCAAUUAUUGGAAAGCGUGUGAUGGCAACGAUGACGAUGAUGACGAUAAUGAACAAAAG
This is a messenger RNA of Acaulospora colombiana, 443 nucleotides long. The record is from the annotation of a GenBank genome assembly. Lineage: Eukaryota; Fungi; Glomeromycota; Glomeromycetes; Diversisporales; Acaulosporaceae.